This is a messenger RNA of Chilo suppressalis (striped riceborer), 998 nucleotides long. The record is from the annotation of a GenBank genome assembly. Lineage: Eukaryota; Metazoa; Arthropoda; Insecta; Lepidoptera; Crambidae.
AGGAUGGUCGAGGACGCAUAAGAGAUACAUCGGAUAUUUGGUUGGACGAGAUGAUUGCAAAUUUUUCUAUUAGUUGCGUACACAUUUUUAUAGUUUUGUACAUCUUGGCUAUUGAAGUGAAGUAUGGCUUAGCAGGACACGGCGAAUUCCGUCGCGACUACACAUAUACUCCUGAGGCCAAAGGAUGGAUCAAAUUCCACAGAGUUCCCGCUCCGUGGCUGGAGGCGAGACUCAAGUGCUAUUAUGAAGGUGCCGUGCUGAUGUCUCCGGUCAACGAGCAACUGUACGCAGUGAUGAGGAACUUGAUGCUGUCCCGCGCUGACGCCUCCUUUACGGGGGUACAGUCACUCACUUCCACCGGCGACUAUAUCUCCAUCGAAGGUAUCAACUUGCUCCAGAUGCCCAUACAAUGGGCCAAGGGUGAACCAGACAACCUCAAUGAUACGGAACGGUGUCUGGCGAUCCUUCCCGACGGCUCCAUAUCGGACACGAAAUGCGAACAAGUUCGCACCUACAUGUGCUAUAAGGAGAAGACCGGUGACGAAACCAUUACAGAAUGCGGCACCUCGGACAAAGAGUACACAUUGGACAAUCGCACCGGUAGCUGCUACAAGUUUCACCCCGACUGCGUGACAUGGUGGCGCGCGCACAUGGCCUGCUCUUCCGAAGGUGGAUACCUGGUCAUCAUCAACAGCGAGUUCGAAGCCAAACUUCUCAACGAGAGAUACGCUACCAAGAAAAUUAAAUGCCACGAGUUGCGGUUCAUUCACGUUGGAUUCUUAAAUCCAUAUUCUGACCGCGCUUACUGGUUCACUGUCGACGGCAAGCGCCUCGAGGAUGCCGGUUACGAUCGGUGGGCACAGAACGAGCCCAACAACGUGGCAGGCACCGAGAACUGUGGUUCGCUCCUCAGAAACAACGAGGGCUUCAACGACUGGCCUUGCAACGAUUAUCUUCCUUUUGUCUGCGAAAUACCCAUCCAUAAUCGAAAGAAUUAG